UUGUGAUAGACAACCAAACAAAAAAAAAUUGGUUGGCCAGGAAUAAGAUGCCUUGUUGGUACUAUGACAAAAAAGAACUACGUGAGACACCCUCAAUUCUGGAUGGCGCCACAUACGAAACGGAGCGUCGCUAUCGCAAGGAAGGCGCACGCUUCAUCAUGGAGUGCGGCACCAAAAUGGGCCUCGGCCACAACACAAUGGCCACCGGUGUCGUCUACUUCCACCGCUUUUACAUGUUUCACUCGUUCAAGAGCUUUCCACGCUACGUUACUGCGUGCUGUUGCCUGUUCCUCGCCGGCAAAGUGGAGGAGACGCCCAAGAAAUGUCGCGACAUUAUCAAAACGGCACGCGGCAUACUCAAUGACAAUUAUUUCUACUCGUUCGGCGAUGAUCCCAAGGAGGAGGUAAUGACACUGGAGCGCAUACUGCUGCAAACGAUCAAAUUUGAUCUGCAGGUGGAGCAUCCAUAUACGUUCCUCCUCAAGUAUGCCAAGUGCUUCAAGGGCGACCAACAGAAACUGCAGAAGAUGGUACAAAUGGCGUGGAAUUUUGUAAAUGAUUCCCUCAGCACUGUGGUCUGUCUGCAAUGGGAGCCGGAGAUUAUCGCUGUGGCUCUAAUACACUUGGCCAGCAAGCUGAGCAAAUUCACAGUACUGGAUUGGCUGGGACGGCAGGCGCAGCAUCAGCGUUGGUGGGAUAUGUUCGUGUCGAAUGUCACCAUGGAGAUACUCGAGGAUAUUUGCCAUCAGGUGCUGGACCUGUACCAGUCGACGCAAAAGGAGGGCCAGGAACCGAAUAGUCCGCCACAGAAGCCACCCAGUCGUGCCGACAGUCCGACACCGACAACCAAUGUUAAAUCUCUAACUGCCAACGUCGAUUGUCCUCCACCACCAGCAGCAUCCCAACAGCCCAGUGGUAACGGUGGCAACAUCGAGCUUAAUAACAUACAGACCAUUAAAUCGCUGGCGAGCGUGGUGUCAGUUUCUGGGCCUUUGGCGCCGCCCAGUGAUACGCUGCCGCUAGGCAUUGGUGUGAAUGCUGUGGGUGCACCACUGCCACCACCGCCAACGAGUAACUUGAACAGCAAUGCUGCCAACUACCACAUGUACCAUGCACCACCGCCGCCGCCACCCCCCGUUGUGCCCAUGCCGCCAUAUGCGGGCAAUGCGUGGACACAGCAACCGCCACCGCCGACCCAUUAUGCGGCUGCGGCACUGCCACCAUCCAUGCCCCCUAAUAUGGGACCGGGACCAGGAGCGAACAGUGGUGGCGGCGGUGCACCCGGCUACUACAAUGCUGGACGCCAACAGCAGCAACAACAACAGCAGCAGCAGCAGCAACGCUAUCAAUAAAAAAAGCAUUAUUUUUUUGUUUUUAAAUCAAUUGGUGGAGUUCAGUUUUAGGGAGAUUCACACAUGAAAUAAUAUUAUAAAGCGUAAUUUUAUUAAAAACAAAAACAUUCUCACCGUUGAUGCAUUAUUUCAGGGGGGGACAUUAUUCUAGUCCAAGGAGUUGAGGCUGCGUCUUUUUGUCUUGAAAUGUGAUGAGUAUGUGUAUUCAAAUUUCGAUCUCUCGACGCUUACACGCUCCUCUAAUCGUGCUUCCCCAAGUUGCUUGCAACAAAUUCUAAAA
Molecule: messenger RNA, 1632 nt
Organism: Drosophila grimshawi
Lineage: Eukaryota; Metazoa; Arthropoda; Insecta; Diptera; Drosophilidae
Product: cyclin-K
Exons: 1
Coding region: 48-1352 (434 amino acids)
Biological process (GO): regulation of transcription by RNA polymerase II; positive regulation of DNA-templated transcription, elongation
Cellular component (GO): nucleus; cyclin/CDK positive transcription elongation factor complex
Molecular function (GO): cyclin-dependent protein serine/threonine kinase activator activity
Source: RefSeq, a predicted model, not a curated record